Molecule: messenger RNA, 2168 nt
Organism: Cryptomeria japonica (Japanese cedar)
Lineage: Eukaryota; Viridiplantae; Streptophyta; Pinopsida; Cupressales; Cupressaceae
Product: glycosyl hydrolase 5 family protein
Exons: 3
Coding region: 379-2013 (544 amino acids)
Molecular function (GO): hydrolase activity, hydrolyzing O-glycosyl compounds
Source: RefSeq, a predicted model, not a curated record
CCAUAUACUAAGACUUUGGAGCAAAAAAAGAGUUAUGAUUUCACUGUAGAGAGGUGACUGAGUGAAGGAAACAAAUCAGCUAGUCAGAAGAAUAAGGACAAUCCAUAAAGAUUUAUCUUCAAGCUCAAUCCAGGAUUGCAAAACAAUCAUUUUUGCUUAACAGUCACCUCAACUUCGAUUUCAAACUACAGCAAUGGAAGAUUAUUCAGCACCCUCACGCGAUUUAUCCUCUUAUACAUAUCUGUGCUUUGCAUGCGAAAGAUGUGUGUAGAGUUCAUAACUUCCAUGCGAAAGAUGUGUGUAGAGUUCGUUUGAGGUGAUUUACCCUCUUGUACAGUUCUCAUCAGGUCGUGGGUUCGAGCCCAGCGACAAAUUACAAUGGAUUUGAAAACAUUCGUAAUUUUUCUUGCGUUCCUCUGUGUUUGCUCUUGGCCAGCGGCGUCUGUUCGUCUUUUGACGAAAUCACGAUGGAUCGUGGAUGAAGAAAGUGGCGGGAGGGUAAAGCUGGCAUGCGUUAAUCUGGUUUCACAUCUUGAAUCCAUGCUCACGGAGGGGCUAAACCGCCAACCCCUAAAAUACAUUGCAAAUACAGUAUUUUCCCAGGGUUUCAACUGCGUGCGCCUUACUUGGGCCACAUUCAUGGUGACGAAGCCCGAGUAUCAAAGUCUCACGGUCACAUCGUCCUUGAUGUCGCUGAAUCUGAGCAGCGCAGUAGACGGAAUAAGGGCAAACAAUCCGGAGUUUCUGGAUCUAAGCUUGAUAGAAGCUUUAAAGAGAGUUGCGAUGGGGCUUGGAGAGGCCGGACUAAUGGUCAUAUUGGAUAACCAGGUGAGUAAGCCUCAGUGGUGCUGUGCUCUCCAUGAUGGAAACGCCUUCUUCGGCGAUGAGUAUUUCGAUCCACAGGCAUGGCUGCUAGGGCUAACAACCGUAGCCUCGGCUUUCAUUAAUGUCAGUGCGGUUGUAGGCAUGAGUCUGCGUAACGAACUUCGUGGCCCGAGAUCGAAUCUCACCGACUGGUACACAUACAUGCAGGCCGGUGCAGCGGCCGUCCACGCGGCAAAUCCGGACGUGCUAGUCAUUCUCUCGGGCCUCAAUUAUGACGCCGACUUGAAAUUCCUGGCGGCGAAGCCUGUCAAUUUGUUAGGGUUUGGCAACAAAAUUGUGUACGAGUUACACUGGUAUUCUUUUACCGAUGGAAAUGCUUGGGAAAAGGGAAAUGCAAACGAUCUUUGCGGAUCUGUAACGGCACGGAUCAACGAUCAUAUGGCUUUCGUGGUCAGAAACAGCAGCACUUUUAGUGCCUCGCCGUUAUUUGUCAGUGAAUUCGGCAUAGAUCAGAGAGGAGUAAGCGUAAAAGACAACAAAUAUAUUAACUGCUUUCUGGCAUUUGCCGCCGACGGGGACUUUGAAUGGGCGCUGUGGACGCUGCAGGGGAGCUAUUAUUUGCGCAACAAGCAGCCAGGGUUUGAAGAAACCUAUGGCAUUUUCAAUGCCCGCUGGGACGGCCUCAGAAAUCCAGUCUUUGUUGCAAAAUUGAAGCCGCUUCAGCAGCCAUUCCAGGUACCAUUUUCUUCCUCGCAAGAAGCCUGGUACCAAAUUAUUUAUCAUCCGGCAAGCGGUCUUUGUGUAGCUGUGUCGAAAGGAGAUCUGAAGCUCGAUUCCUGCGACGGCCAUGGAUUGUUCGCUUUCAAAGCUUCGGAAGAAGCGCUGGGGCUCUCGGACGAUUCACAGUGCAUAGCAGCACAAGGGGAGGGACAAGCGCCUGUACUCUCUGGGAUCUGCAAUAACCCGAAUUCAGCAUGGCAGAUCGUUUCAACUUCAAAGCUUCAAAUUGCUGUCAAUGGCAGCAUUGCAAUGCUGUGCUUGGAUGGAAGAUCGAGCCCACUACUGUUAACCAGCAAAUGUAUUUGCUUGAUGGAUUCUGGUUGUGGCAAUGAUGAGGCGCUGGAGAUGCAGUGGUUCAAGGUCAUUUCAACUAACAGAAAAUACAUCUCCAAUAGUACUACUACUUGAGGAAUUUAAAUAUCAAAAAAAUAAUUGAAAAGAAUGUAUAAUGAAAGGUAUUGAGAGUUGAUAACCACUAAAAUUGCGACAUUUCGAGAUUGAGAUAUCUCUUUAUUUUGAAUUAUUGACUGAAUCAAAAGUGUUUAUGUGGUCGUUAUCUUGUA